Aspergillus steynii IBT 23096 is the source of this 1160-nucleotide messenger RNA. RefSeq names its product putative O-methyltransferase. The record is from RefSeq and is a predicted model, not a curated record. Bases 27 to 1136 code for a protein of 369 amino acids. The transcript has 5 exons. Lineage: Eukaryota; Fungi; Ascomycota; Eurotiomycetes; Eurotiales; Aspergillaceae. Gene Ontology annotation, molecular function: O-methyltransferase activity.
AAACAAUCUUGCUUGUUGCAUACAAAAUGGCUUCGAUAACUGCUGGUAUUGCGGUGCUGAAGGCAGUGACUUCGCCCGCUGCAAUUGGAUUCAUACCUGUGGCUAUUGAAUUUCGGCUUUUUGAUCUACUGGUAGAACUUAAAGAGCCAGUUAAUGCCGAGAGAGUCUUGGCAGCCUACAAAGAUGAAAUCAAAGGCCAUGACGCCAAAACACCCAACCCAGGCGUACUUCUGAUCGCGGACACACUGUUUGCGAUGGCCGGCUUAGGGUUUGUCGAUAUCACGAGCGACGAGCUUUACAGCCCCAACGAAAUCACGAGACACUUGGCCGCCUUCCAGUCAGCACAGCAUGGAGCACUCCAUUUUGCAACAGAGGCCCUCCUCGGCGCAACAUUCCUUAUGCCGAAGCUCAAGGCAGAGAACCUUGCCUAUCCAUUCGAGGAACUAGACACACCUAUCCAAUAUGGGUACAGACAAAUGGGUAACGAGCAAUUCGCCAAGCAGCACACAUAUUCCAUAAUGGCAGAGCAAGGCCGCAUGGACAGUUUCAACAUCUUCAUGGCAGGAAAGUUCAUGAAGGCCAACAGCGUCCCGGAAAGAAUGAAGGUACUCGGAUAUGAUUUUCAAUUCGUGCUGAACGAAGCAACAGCAGAUACCUCCCGCACACUGGUCGACAUUGGCGGAGGCCGUGGCGAACUUCUUCUCGAAAUCAAAGAAGCGUUUCCACAGCUCCAAACAUCCGACCUUGUGGUACAGGAGUUCAACGAUGAUAUCGGCAAUGUCGAAGGAGUCACCCAGGUCACCUGGGAUUUUAAGGCGGAGAAUAGCCCACAGCCUAUCAAGGGAGCCUUGGUUUACCAUCUAGCGCACAUCCUUCAUAAUUUGCCGGAUCUAGAGGCUGUGCGGUUGUUACAGAAAAUAUCCGAGGCCAUGGCGCCUCAUUCUAGGCUUUUGUUGCACGAAUUUGGCAAGAAUGCCAACCAUGGCAAAAUGCAUGCAACUAUGAUUGUGCUUUUUGGAGGACGCGAAAGAAGCUCAUCCGAAUGGCACCAGAUGGCGGCAUUGGCGGGACUGAAGGUGACAUUCGAGGUCUAUCCUCCGUUUGGUGAAGGGCUGAUUGAGAUGCGCAAGGCCUAAAGGUCAUUGAGUAGACGAAUUGCG